UUUCUGACAUAGAAUUUUAUUUAUACUAACUCAGAUAUUCUUAAGAGUGAUUCUAGAUUCAAAAUGAAAGGAAGUUUGAAAACUUUAAGAAUCAACAACCAUUCAACUAAGACAAACUUCAAUGAUUGGUCAGAUCCAAAGUACACAAUACCUUGUAAGAGAGAGACUUCAAUCUUUGAUGGUAAAACUUCCUUACCAUCAGAAGCAGAGCUGAGUGAUAAAGAUGAUGUGAGGUCAAUUACAUCCAAUACUUAUGUUGAACUAGGAGAAUUACGACAUAGGAUAAGAACAGGAUCUCCCCUGAUGACCAAAAAAGAAGUGAGAGAGUACAGACUACCGUUUCAUGAGAGUUUACUUCUCAAUUUAAAAGAUGAUGGGUUUUUGUUGACCCAUGAGUUUGUCAAAGACCUGAUUGCUGUUGAUGAAGCAUAUCACAAGGAACCAGGAAGGGAUAAAACGGAGAAAAGAAAAAUUUUGAAAUAUACUAAAUCUGCACUGGUUCCACUUGCCAAUGGAUUGAUGAAGGCUGAAAGUUCUCGGUUGAACGAAGAAAAAACCCAAGAGGCAACAGCAUUUCUAGAUUUGGCAACGUACUUUGGCAACUCCGAAAAUUCAUGGUCUUGGAUCGCUCUUGAGAUGUUCGAACAAUGCAUGGAAGUGAUGAAAAAUAUUGAACAGCCUGACCCUCAGUUACAAGCGAUUUCUAAACAUUUAUACGGUUCUUUUUUGUUUUACAAACAGCAAGAUUUUAACGAAGCAAGAGCUCAAAUAGAAAGCUCAAUGGCCUUGUCUGAAGGUAAAUAUUGGAAAGUCGGUGAAACAGAGACAAAUCUUUACCUUGAAUCUUGUGGUCUGCUGCAUAAAAUAUUUCUGGAAAUGUCUCAGAGAGAAUUGAUCCGUGAGAAUAUAGAGGAAGCGAUACAAUUGUGUAGAAACAGUUUACUCUGGGCUAAGGUUAUCAGUGACAAGUCUGCUGAAGCUGAUGCGCUGCACAAGUUGAUUAAGAUUUAUCUGUCAGCCCAGCUACUCAACUCAGUCCCAGAGCUGCUGGAGUGUUACAUGAAGCUUUGUACAGAACUAGGAAAUGUCCAAGGCCAGUGUGAGGGUUACAUCCUGAGUGCGAGAUACAACAGUUAUGUUGAUAACAAGUCCAAUGUCAUCGAAGACAUGAAAAAUCUCUUAAAAAUUGCAACAGAAAACCACAUAACAAAGAUGGUCGCUUUAGCCCAUCACAAGUUGGCCUCGUACAGCCUACUGGCAGGAUCAGAUCAAGAACUGCUUGAACAUUCCAUCAAAGCUUACAUGUCCUAUUUGAAUUUGAAUGCGAAUAUGAAAGAGAGAGAUGAGGCGAAAUGUCUUGUUGGAAUCGCACAGGGUCAGCAAAUGGUGAAAGCCUAUUGCAAUUUAGUUUUCGAAGCUGACAAUAACAAUAUUAAGCAACAAUCUAGCUUGUUUCAUUGGAAAGAUUUGAGAAUACCGUUCUCUGAGCAUAAACUUGAGUUGAUACCUGAAAUAUCUCCAAAUGUCAACCUUUUGGAAAGAGUGGAAUGGAAGAGAGCAGAAGAAAAUUUAGAUCGAGUCCUUAGACGGCAGUCGAUAUCAAUGAUGACUUCAAGAAGAGCUUCGACGAUUAUGUUUCGUCCAAUACGUCCUUCCCAUUCUAAUACCACACACACAACCAUAGCAAAAGACAGGAAUCAAACGGUAAACGAGCAAACAUUUAAAUCGUCCAAUUCAACCAUAGAAGAAACUAAAUACAGAAGCAUUAGUUUCUUGGAUAACAGCCAAAAUAUACAAUCUGCCUCAGAAUUAAUUGAACAAGAUUAAAUAUGCUUGCA
Messenger RNA from Macrosteles quadrilineatus (aster leafhopper), 1838 nucleotides. RefSeq lists its product as uncharacterized. The coding region runs from base 64 to 1827 and encodes 587 amino acids. The record is from RefSeq and is a predicted model, not a curated record. Gene Ontology annotation, molecular function: protein binding. Lineage: Eukaryota; Metazoa; Arthropoda; Insecta; Hemiptera; Cicadellidae. The transcript has a single exon.